AUGUCGUUCCCUCUGCUAUUGAGGCCCCAAUUGCCGUCGUAUACCUGUAGAUCAUGUUUGGCUCGUCUUUCCCGACCUUCAACGCGAGCAAAGUCCACCACAGCCGGCGUGACUGCUAAGCCGUUCGCGCUUCCCUCGUCACCGACGCGGACGCGAUUCGCUCCUUCUCCGACUGGCUACCUCCACUUAGGCUCUCUCCGAACAGCACUCUUCAACUAUCUCCUAGCAAAGGCAACAGGCGGUCAAUUCCUGCUUCGCAUAGAAGAUACGGAUCAAAAGCGCACAGUAGCAGACGCCGAAUCGCGCCUCUACCGGGACCUAAGAUGGGCAGGCUUGCAGUGGGAUGAAGGGCCAGAAGUUGGCGGACCGUACGGGCCAUACAGACAAUCAGAGCGAAGCAAAUUGUAUCAAAAGCAUGCGCACGAGCUGCUAGAGAGCGGGCAUGCAUACCGCUGCUUCUGCUCGGCGGAGCGACUGAACGCUCUCGCGGAACAGCGGCACAAGAUGGGCAUGGCGACAGACUACGACCGCACAUGCGCCGAUAUACCAAAGGAAGAGUCAGAGGACCGCGCAGCCAAGGGCGAAUCGCACGUCAUAAGACUUCGGAUCCCGGAUCAAUACCCCACUUACAACGACCUCGUAUACGGUAAAUUCAAGCCGCUCAAGCGCCGCGGCCAUGUCGUCGAGGCCGCAUACGAAGACCCGAUUCUACUGAAGUCGGACGGGCUUCCAACGUACCAUCUGGCCAACGUCGUAGACGAUCACCACAUGAAGAUCACGCACGUAAUUCGAGGGGCCGAAUGGAUGCCAUCGACACCCAAGCACGUCGCCAUGUACAACGCAUUCGGCUGGACACCCCCAGAAUUUGCACAUGUUGGCCUGCUUGCUGAUGAGCAUGGAGAUGGAAAUCUUCCCGGAAACGCUGUCGAAUUUCGCUGCGUUGCUCGGCUGGUCGCGCAUCAAGAGAGAUCCGAUGUGAUGGAUCUGAAGGAUCUCGUCAAGAACUUCUCACUUAAGUUCACAAAGGGCAAUACCACGGUUACGAUGGGUAAGCUGCAUUUCUUGCAGCGCAAACACGCUGCUUUGCGGGCCAAGUCAGGUGGCGAAGGCCUUGACGAGAUGGUCCAGACUGUGGUCGGACUCCUCAGCAUGCCCGACUCGUUAUACAAGCACGAAGAUCUGGAAAAACUCAAGGGCAAGUCUUUCCUACCAGAUGACUAUGUUAAGCGUGUGAUCCAAGCCGACUCGGAGAAUUACACCAACGCAAACGAAUUCGUGUACCGAAACUCGUUCAUGUUCCAGCUUUUGCGACAUCCCACAUCCGUCACUUCUGCAGAAGGCAUCCCGCAGGAUGUUAAGGCAUUAAAGGACGUCGAAGUCUGGGAUAGGGAUCACCUAAAUGCUAAGGUCAAGAAGAUCAUUGAUGCCCGACCUGAGGGCAGGGCUGGCUCGAAGUGUACCACUAUCUGA
Didymosphaeria variabile is the source of this 1470-nucleotide messenger RNA. RefSeq names its product Glutamate--tRNA ligase mitochondrial (gene MSE1). The record is from RefSeq and is a predicted model, not a curated record. NCBI's taxonomy places the organism in Eukaryota, Fungi, Ascomycota, Dothideomycetes, Pleosporales, Didymosphaeriaceae. The transcript has 2 exons. Gene Ontology annotation, molecular function: ATP binding; zinc ion binding; glutamate-tRNA ligase activity. The coding region runs from base 1 to 1470 and encodes 489 amino acids. Gene Ontology annotation, biological process: glutamyl-tRNA aminoacylation.